Messenger RNA from Anguilla rostrata (American eel), 2058 nucleotides. Its product is annotated as olfactory receptor class A-like protein 4. The record is from RefSeq and is a predicted model, not a curated record. Lineage: Eukaryota; Metazoa; Chordata; Actinopteri; Anguilliformes; Anguillidae. The transcript has 3 exons. Bases 304 to 1422 code for a protein of 372 amino acids. Gene Ontology annotation, molecular function: cysteine-type deubiquitinase activity; G protein-coupled receptor activity. Gene Ontology annotation, cellular component: membrane. Gene Ontology annotation, biological process: protein stabilization; protein K11-linked deubiquitination; G protein-coupled receptor signaling pathway.
UGUAUAGUUGGACAAGUGGCUGAGGGGUUGCCAGGUAACCAAUUUCGGGGAGAAAUGGACCUAAAGAGAAUGCAAAUCAGCAGUGGGGUGCAAUGCCUUCACAAAGAGGGGGGUGGAUGAUAAAAUGGAGCAAUACAGGAAGGACAGCGAGAGAGACCUCAGUGCGCAGACAAGCUGAUAAAGAGGCUGACAAGAAGGGCCAUGCCGUGGAUCCACAGACCGAGAGACAGUUCACACACACGAUGACCUGCGGGCAAAAGCGAUCCGUUCCUGGCCCCGCUGCAACCCCGGCGGGAUUGAGAGAUGUCAGACCUGACUGUCGAGGCCAUUCUCUUUGGGGUCUUGGUGUUCACUGGGAUUUUGGGAAAUAUUCUGGUCAUCCAUGCGGUGUUUCAGUCAGCUCUGGAAAGUCCUUCUCGGCGCCUGCCCCCGUCUGACGCCAUCCUGGCGAAUUUGUGCCUCGCCAACCUGCUGACCUCACUCUUCCGCACGGUGCCCAUCUUUGUGUCGGACCUGGGCCUGAGGGUGACCCUGUCACCGGGCUGGUGCCGCGUCUUCAUGCUGCUGUGGGUGUGGUGGCGCGGAGUGGGCUGCUGGGUCACCCUGGCUCUCAGCGCCUUCCACUGCAUCACCCUGCGGAGGCAGCACGUUGCGAUGGGCCCCCUGGCUCAGCAGCGGGAGCGGCAUCGCGUUUGGGUGGUCCUGGGGUUCGUCUGGGGGGCCAACUUAGUAUUCUCCCUCCCGGCGCUGGUCUACACCACACACGUUCACGGCAACGCCACGGUAGAGCUCAUGGUGAUCAGCUGCACCACCCGCCCUUUGCUGGGCUGCGUGUGGGAGUUCCCCACUGUGGAGCAGGGCGCGGCCUUCGCCUCCACCUCCCUGGCCUUAAACGAGGUGGCUCCUCUGGUGCUCAUGGUGGGUACCAACCUGGUCACGCUUCACGCACUGGGCAAGCACAUCCGUGCCGUCACGUCCAACAGCGAGGCCAGUGGGACGCACGGGGAACUGGACAAGCACGUGGCCAGCGAGCGCAAAGCCGGCCACGUGAUAAUAUCCCUCGUCUCCCUGUUCGUGGUCUGCUGGGUGCUGCAGGUGGCAGCGGUGACGUACUACAAUCACAACGGGGGUCGCCACGCGGAGGGCCUGCUGACUGUGUCCCACUUCUCUGCCUCCCUUUUUGUGGGUUUCAGCCCCUUGGUGGUGGCGUUAGGCCACGGGAAACUGAGGAGGAAAAUUUACACCAUGAUCCUCAGGGUGGUCCGUGUGAAGAAGACUCAGGAAGCAGGUUCCGAGAAGAAAGUCUCGGAGGCUAAUGACAAGACGUCGAAACGGGGAAGAACAGAUGGACUUAAGAAAGACACAGUGAUUGGGAAGGGAGCAGACAGAAUCAUAAAAGUUGAGGAAAAGGCAGCAAAAUAGUUAAUAACAUGCAUGUGUGUAUGAGCACUGUUACAUAUGGAUUUCAAACUAAAACGAAUAAAUUCUACCUAAAUCAAUUAAACUCUAAUAUCUCUGUGUUUUCAUUAUAUUGGAAAAUGUGAACAUAUGUCUUGAAGGGUAACAAAAAUAAGUGAACUUUAUUGAAUAAAAUAGAGAAAUAACUUUGGUUGAAGUAGGCUGCCGUAUCCCGGAAGCGGUGCCGGGCUCUAGCUUUUGACAGCACUUGAGAGAAACUGAUGGACAAACAAACUCGGUUAUCAGAAUUCGGUUGCUAAGUUUAUUUAUGGAUUUCUGUAAUAUUAUUAGCCGUUUUAAUACCACUAUCAUUAGCACCGACACCAAGAGAAAGGUCUUUUCUUUACAGUCAUCAUAAGAGCGUGUGUGUGAGUGAGUGAGUCAGUGAGUGCACUGGGUUGUGUUCCUUGUAAAUGGUCUGUUAGUGAAUCAGCCAGUCAGUGCAUGUCCAUGUCCAGGAAGCAGCCGGGAAAGCUGGCGCAGAAGAAGAGCGAUGUGGAGGGCAAGCGGGACGAGCAGACCGCUCGCAGUGCUUUGGCUAACGACUGGAAGAAUCGCCCUCAGGGCGACGAAACGGGCGAUGAAUCCAUAAGCCUCACC